Molecule: messenger RNA, 1295 nt
Organism: Clupea harengus (Atlantic herring)
Lineage: Eukaryota; Metazoa; Chordata; Actinopteri; Clupeiformes; Clupeidae
Gene: atp6v1h
Product: V-type proton ATPase subunit H-like
Exons: 9
Coding region: 157-1140 (327 amino acids)
Biological process (GO): proton transmembrane transport
Cellular component (GO): vacuolar proton-transporting V-type ATPase, V1 domain; lysosomal membrane
Molecular function (GO): proton-transporting ATPase activity, rotational mechanism
Source: RefSeq, a predicted model, not a curated record
CUUUUACCCAGUGCAUCACUGAAACGACCAGUCGAAUACGGCAACUCACUCUCACAUGUUUUUGUCACAUGAUCAUAGUCGUGACGUACUGUUUCAGACUGUCAGCUGAGAGGCAGCAGGUGUUUUGGAUCAAACUCUGACUACUAUAAGUUCAAAAUGGACAUCCGAGGGGCUGUAGAUGCUGCAGUUCCUACGAACAUCAUUGCAGCGAAAGCGGCCGAAGUGCGCGCUAACAAGGUCAACUGGCAGUCCUAUCUCCAGGGCCAGAUGAUUUCAGGGGAAGACUGUGAAUUCAUCAAGAAGUUUGAGGUGGCUGUCUCUGAGGAGAAACAGGCUAUACUCACCAAUGAAGGCCAUCAGUGUGCAAAAACGUUCCUGAACCUCAUGGCCCAUAUCUCAAAGGAACAGACGGUCCAGUACAUCCUAACACUGAUCGAUGAUACUCUGCAGGAAAACCAUCAGCGGGUGAACAUCUUCUUUGAUUAUGCCAAGAAGACCAAGAACACUGCCUGGUCCUAUUUUCUUCCCAUGUUGAAUCGCCAGGAUCUCUUCACUGUUCACAUGGCUGCAAGGAUCAUUGCCAAGCUGGCAGCCUGGGGAAGAGAUCUGAUGGAAGGCAGUGACUUAAACUAUUACUUCAACUGGAUCAAGACUCAGCUAAGUUCACAGAAACUACAUGGUACAGGUCCAGACACAGGAACAGGAACCAUCUCCCCUAGUGAAGUGAGUAACUGCUCGGAGGCCUCAAGAUGGCAGACAGGCCUCUGUGUGCCGGGAUCGCCUAGCUCCCAGUAUGUUCAGUGCGUUGCUGGGUGUCUUCAGUUGAUGUUGAGGGUUAACGAGUACAGAUUUGCGUGGGUUGAAGCUGAUGGUGUUAACUGCAUUACAGCGGUACUGAGCAACAAGUGUGGCUUCCAGCUGCAGUACCAGAUGAUCUUCUGCGUAUGGCUGCUAGCCUUCAGCCCUCAGCUUUGCGAGCAGCUUCGCCGCUACAACGUGGUGCCCGCCCUCUCCGACAUCCUCCAGGAGUCUGUCAAGGAGAAGGUGACGCGCAUCAUUCUGGCCGCUUUCAGGGUAGGUGGGACAGUCCUCGUCCAUCUCUGCGUGUCCACUUACUACAAACAAACAUGGCAUCCCUGACUUUAUAUGGUGGCCUCAUGUUUUUGUGGCACAGUAUAAAUUAAAACAAAUUAUCUUAGGAAAACAAAGAUGCGAUUGAAAAUGUGAAUUAUUGUGUGAAAAUAGUUUGAUUCAAGAAAUAUCUGUAUGGCAAAAUGAAGGACAAAACAACACCA